This is a messenger RNA of Pleuronectes platessa (European plaice), 1056 nucleotides long. RefSeq names its product blue-sensitive opsin-like. Gene Ontology annotation, cellular component: membrane; photoreceptor outer segment. Gene Ontology annotation, molecular function: G protein-coupled receptor activity. NCBI's taxonomy places the organism in Eukaryota, Metazoa, Chordata, Actinopteri, Pleuronectiformes, Pleuronectidae. The record is from RefSeq and is a predicted model, not a curated record. Gene Ontology annotation, biological process: visual perception; phototransduction; G protein-coupled receptor signaling pathway. The transcript is spliced from 5 exons. Bases 1 to 1056 code for a protein of 351 amino acids.
AUGAAGUCAAAUCGUGGUGAGGAGCUGCCAGAGGACUUCUGGAUACCCGUCCCUCUGGACACCAACAACAUCACAGCACUCAGCCCUUUCCUUGUUCCCCAGGAUCACUUGGGGAGCCCGGGCGUCUUCUACACAAUGGCAGGAUUUAUGUUUUUCGUAUUUGUGGUGGGCACCAGCAUCAACACCCUGACCAUUGCAUGCACCGUCAAAUACAAAAAGCUGCGGUCCCACCUUAACUACAUCCUGGUGAAUUUGGCUGUGGCGAACCUUCUUGUAUCCUGUGUGGGCUCCUUCACUGCCUGCUGCUCCUUUUCAACCAGAUAUUUCAUUUUUGGAGCGCUAGCAUGCAAGAUUGAAGGUUUUAUGGCAACACUCGGAGGUAUGGUCAGCUUGUGGUCUCUGGCUGUGAUAGCUUUUGAAAGAUGGCUGGUUAUCUGCAAGCCACUUGGUAACUUUAUUUUCAAGCCUGACCAUGCUAUAGCUUGCUGCGUAUUCACCUGGGUGUUUGCACUUAUUGCCUCACUUCCUCCUCUGUUUGGAUGGAGCAGGUACAUCCCAGAGGGUCUGCAGUGCUCCUGUGGACCAGACUGGUACACCACAAACAACAAAUACAACAAUGAAUCCUACGUGAUGUUCCUUUUCUGCUUCUGCUUUGCUGUUCCCUUUACCACCAUCAUCUUCUGCUACUCACAGCUGCUCAUCACACUGAAAAUGGCAGCGAAGGCUCAAGCGGAGUCUGUCUCCACCCAGAAGGCAGAGAGGGAGGUGACCAGGAUGGUGGUUCUCAUGGUGAUGGGCUUCCUGGUGUGCUGGUUGCCCUACACUAGCUUUGCCCUUUGGGUGGUGAACAACCGAGGGCAAUCGUUCGACCUGAGACUGGCCACCAUACCCUCCUGCUUUUCGAAGGCCUCUGCAGUCUAUAACCCUGUCAUCUACGUCCUGUUCAAUAAACAGUUUCGUUCAUGCAUGAUGACGAUGCUGGGGAUGGGAGGAGAUGAGGAGGAAUCAUCAACAACACAGUCAGUUACUGAAGUCUCCAAAGUUGGGCCUGCUUAA